AUGAAAGAUGCACUUGAACCAUUUGUUCCUCGUAAUACAAUUGCUUUGAUUAAUACAUGUGAACAAGUAGCUAAUCUUCUUCGAUUGGAAAAAUACAUUGAUCUUGUUAUUCCACAUGCUUCAAAUGAACUUGUUUGUUCUAUACAAAAACAAAGUGUACAAAUAGUUGUCUUAGGUUAUGCUGAAGGUAUUUGUCAUGUAUUUAUUGAUAAAGAUGCAAAUUUAGAUAUGACUUUACUACGAGAUUCAAUAUGUGAUUAUUCAAGUGGAUUUUAUUCAGGUUCAUGUCUUUCGGUAUUACUUGCAUUUCCACCACCACCACUAGCAAAUACAUUACAUAUGAAAUAUGAAGAUUUAUUAUGUUGUAUUGAAAUCAUAGAUGAUAUUAAUGAUCCAAUAGGACAUAUGAAUAAAUUCUGUUCAAAUCAUACAGAUUCGAUUGUAACUAAAAAUUGUAAUUAUUUAAUUAUAUAG
Molecule: messenger RNA, 474 nt
Organism: Rotaria sp. Silwood1
Lineage: Eukaryota; Metazoa; Rotifera; Eurotatoria; Philodinida; Philodinidae
Source: the annotation of a GenBank genome assembly